Messenger RNA from Spirometra erinaceieuropaei, 1641 nucleotides. The record is from the annotation of a GenBank genome assembly. Lineage: Eukaryota; Metazoa; Platyhelminthes; Cestoda; Diphyllobothriidea; Diphyllobothriidae.
AUGAACCCUGAUGUUGACUACGCCAGUUUGUACCGCGACCUUUCUUCAAAAUGUAAAAAGUAUCCUCUUCUUUUACUCAUCAUCUUCUUAGGAAAAUAUUUCGCAAGGCCAACAUUACUGAGGCUAGAGAUGACUUCGGUAAGUUAAUCAGCCUUCAGUAAAUAAAUUCACAAAUCCCCAAAGCCUUCUUAGCUAAGACUCUUGCUGCUGAAGAUACGCCCGAAUAUUCGGGCGUAUUUGCACUGGGCAAGGCAAAGUAGGUCUCACGUAGCUUGACAAGCCGUCACACCUCUCUAGGUGUGAGGCCCAACUCAAUAAUGCUAUCGGAGAGGCGGCCGCCCUGUUAGAGGCCGCAGCCUGUUUCCUACGUGCCGAGGAGAAUCUCACUUUAACCAGCAGCUUUUCCAUUCGCGAGAAUCUGGACUUCUUCGUCUCAUGCAGCCUGAAGGCUGCCAGGGUGCGUGCGAAAUUAUGAGCGCUUUGAGCUUUUUCUAUCAAUAUAGAUAUACGAAAUGAACGACCACCUGACUUUUGCAUCAAGUGUGUACAUUCACGUCGGUGAUACACUUAUGGUAAACUUCUGGCCUUUCUUUUCUCAUUGUCAAUCACCACACUCAGAAGUUUGAAAGUUACGACGCCGCACUGCCGAUAUUGUCUCAGGCGGCGGACAUAUUCUGUAGGGAUGCGCCCCGGUCUAUGCACGUACUCUCCAAAUGUGCUAGGUGUCAGAUUUUCAUGCGUAGGUAUCCGCCCCCUGCACAGGUUUUAUUACUGCUGUUUAGGGGACUAUGUUGGCGCGCUGACUACCUACCAGCGAAUGCAAGCCCUAAUACUUGACGCAUAUGGUUAGUAGCCACUUUCAUAUCUUCUCAUAUGAUCCCUCCUCGGUAAGCUACCCACGACUAUGAACCGGAACUGUUUUUCGAUUACAUGAAAUCCUGCGAAAUUUUUCGUGUUCUGCUCAUUCUUCUGACAACCGUAAGUUCCUCACAUCGUACCCUAAGACGACUAUCAUAGCCACCGCCCUCCCUGAAGCACGACUCGGAACAGGUAGGCGCCUAUUCGUUGAAGGCGUACCUGACUGGUGGCCAAGGUCCGUCGGAGACAUGUGUCGCUGGCCUCUUGGACUCUGAUCUCUUCCUUCUCCUGAAGUCCCUCAUUGUAGGUGUCUUCUGUUUGCUUACAUUUCGCUCUCAAAGAUGGCAUACAAAUCCAGCAACAUCAACGAAUUAGAAUACACAGCGACCUACCUCCAAAGCCACGUAAGCUUGGUCCAGAGGAAACUGCUAUGUGACCUUCUUGAAGAACUGAUUAACCCUCUCGGUAGCUGAUACCUUGAGCUGCCCACAACCUCUGGAAAGGACAUCUGUGAUACCCUUUUUUUAAAAAUAAAAGCAUCUUCCCAUAUGAUUUUAAAGAUGUCCGUGAUUCUUUAGUUUAGCCCAUGGCUAUUUCUGGUCUCUGUUCGUCCAAACUCCUCGGGCAAGGUCUGUUUGUCUCUUCGGCUUGUGCUACCAAAGCCCAGACUGCUUGAGUCUGGUAAAACGCGUCUCUACUCCUUAUUUUUUUUAGUAUUUCGGGGAUUAUCGAAAUCGGCGAAAACAACCACUAAUCUGGGGACGCAGUUGUGAACCGGGUUAG